CAAAGAGAAGACAGAUGAGGAUUUAGAGAGUCAGCGAACAUCAGUGAGAAGAGACGUUUUGAAGAACAAAGCAAAACAGUUAUUCUGUGGAGGGAGAGACUGAACGUCUCGAGCAUCGAACAUGUUUGUUCUCAUCUGGUUGACUCUGUUUGUCUCUGUAAAAGGCAGCAUUGCUGACACAGGUGCCUCAGCCUGGGGACAACAACUCUGUGUUGGAAGAUACUGUGUUACUCUGAGUGAGCGAGAACUAACAGCAGAGGCUGGACUCUGUGUUGUGAUCCCGUGUUCUUUCACUACUGCUGAUGAGUUUACACCCAAACAUACAAUUUGGUACAAAUGUGAAGCAUCUCAAAAAUUUUGCACUGAUGCUGACAUAAUAUUUCACAGCAACAAAAACACAGACAAAAAAGCUCAGGCUGGGUUUGAAGGACGAGUGUCACGUUUGGAGCCUGAUGUGAGUCAGAAAAACUGCAGCAUCAUCAUUAAUGAUCUCAAAGAGUCUGAUUCUGGAUCUUAUCAGCUCAGAGUUACUGGUGAACUGAAUGGACAACAAGAUGCAUUCUCAUUCAUUCCAAGAGUAAAUGUCUCUGUUAAAGGUCUUAGUCAGAAGCCCACAGUAAUGAUUCCCACACUGACAGAGGGACAGCAGGCCACACUGACCUGCACUGCUCCUGGUCUCUGCUCUGGAUCUGUUCCUGAAAUCACCUGGACAUGGAGAGGAGCAGGAGGGACUGAAUCUUACAUUACAGGAAACAGCACUGAUUUCAAGACUGAGAAUCUGACUGAUGUAACACAGAGACACAUCUCAACUUUAACCUUCAAUCCUUCAGCUGAACACCACGACACUAGUGUAACCUGCAAUAUCAGCUUCACAGGUGGAGAAAGUACAGAGAAGACUUUGGCUGUAAAUGUGAACCAUAAGAAAGAAAUUACAAUCAGUGGUGUUACAACUGUUAAGGAGGGAGAUGUUCUGAAUCUGACCUGCAGUGUUGAAAGUUUCCCUCCAUCCAUGAUUGUGUGGUCUAAACUUGGUUCUGACACAAACCUGCACAGUUAUUCUGGAUCAGCCAGGCUUGUCAUUGAGAAUGUGAAACCAGAACAUUCUGGACAGCACAUCUGUGCAGUUACAUAUAUGAACAAUACCCUGAAGAAGGAUGUCAAUAUCACAGUGAUAUAUAACAGGACUGCUCAGAUCAUUGGGAAUACAACUGUUAAGAAGGGAGAUGUUCUGAAUCUGACCUGUAAUGUUGAUAGCUUUCCUCCAUCUCUGAUUGUGUGGUCUAAACUUAGUUCUAACACAAAGCUGCAAAAUGACACUGGAUCAGCUACACUUGUCGUCCAUAAUGUGACAUCAGAACAUUCAGGGCAGUACAUCUGUACAGUAAAACAUCUGGACACAACUCUUAAAUCAUCUGCUGAUGUAACUGUGACUUGGCAUACAAAGAUACAGAAUGGCUCAGGAUGUGUGCUUCAGUCUGAGGGUUUGACCUGUGUGUGCAUCAGUGAAGGCUUUCCUUUACCUACCAUCAAAUGGCCUCUGUUGAAUCAACACACUGAGUACUCUGUCAUUACCACUGUAUUAAAUCACACAGUCAACAGCACUGUCAGUGUAACUGUGAAAAACCAUGGCAACAGCACUGUCCAAUGUGUCAGUAACAAUGGAAAUGGAGAAGAAAGAGAAAAUCUGCUGAUCAAUAACAACUUGUCCAAAAAAGAUGAGGAGUCAUCGGGUCUUAGGUGGCGAUUUCUGGAAAUUAUCAUUGCAUUUUUGAUUGGUGCAGUUCUUUCAUCAGGUGUUUGCUUUUUGGCCAAAAAGUGCUACAGGACUGAAAUGACGAGUUCCGGACAUUUGAAUGACACUUUUGUGAUGCUGACAUGUCCAGAUGAUCCACUGAUAUAUGAUGGUCAAGCAUUACAAAACAACCAGACCCUGAACUCAAACCGUGGGACAAAUGAAGUGAAAUAUGCCAGCAUUGAUUUUUCCCUGUUAAAAACACACAGCAGCAGAAAGGCAGCAAGGACGCGAGAAAGCACAAAGACGGAGUACGCUGAAAUUAAGAAGGUAAUAAAAAAAGAACAAGAAGAUGAUGAUGGAGAGGAAGGUAAAAUGUUGGAGGGGGAGAUGAAACACUGUGAACCAGAAAAGAAGGAAGAGGAAGAUGAGCCAGUGUACUCCACGGUGAAUGACAUAAUAGAUGAUAUUUGAGGAAUUCUUUUGUAUAGUUGCUAAGGAUAAAUAUUGAUCUCAUCAGAUGUAAUGGAUGGAUUGAUGGAUAGAUGGAUUUCCAUUUUGUGUUGGAAUAACUACCUGUAGAACAAUUUUCUCUAUGCUGUAAACUUCACAAAUAUUAACAAAUCAAAUCUUACAGAAUGUUAGCUCUGAAUAUAGUGCUCUGCAAUAGUUUAAUGAUUACAAAUAUUAGAAAAAUGUUAUGGUUAAGCAAAUUUUAGAUACCUAUACUUCUUUACUAUAAAAUCUUGCCCAGUAACAUUUAGCUGUAGUAGUAAAUAUAGUGGCUUAUCUUUUUCUUGACUUUAUUCUUGAUGUAUUUUGCAGAUUUUUAACGGUUUAAGAUUCCAGGUGGCAGAUGGCCAACACUGACAUUGUCUGGUCAAACAUAUUUGAAAAUGUGCAGCCAAAGUGUGCCAAUGUCAGGGUUUCUGGGUCGUUGACCCAGUGUUUUCAGUUAGUCCUCAUUCUUUAUCUUCUGCCUGUUUCACUUCCUGUUUUAUUGUGUUAACCUUGGUCCAUGUGCAUUAUGUUCAGUCCUCUUCCCAUUUAUCAUUAGUUCAUUAUGUUCAGCUGUGUACUGACCAGUUUCUAAUCGCUCCUCACUCAGCCUGUGUAUUUAUGUUCCUCAGUUCAGCCAGUCCAGUGUCGUGUCAUUGAUGUUCCUGUGAUGUUAUGUCGUCUUCCCGUACGUAUGUUCAGAUCAGCCAGUCAGUCAGUCAGCCAGCCAUUCAGUUCUUCAGUCAGUCGUCCACUCAGUCAGCCAUUUCAGUUCGGGUUCUGUUCAUCCAGCCUGCUUUCAAUAAACCCCAUUAUCCUGCACCGUGA
Messenger RNA from Oreochromis aureus, 3058 nucleotides. RefSeq names its product sialic acid-binding Ig-like lectin 16. The transcript has 10 exons. The record is from RefSeq and is a predicted model, not a curated record. Bases 122 to 2206 code for a protein of 694 amino acids. Lineage: Eukaryota; Metazoa; Chordata; Actinopteri; Cichliformes; Cichlidae.